AUGUCAUCCGUUAUUGCCAAAGAGAUCGCCCUGAUCACCGGCGCGAAUUCCGGAAUUGGCUUCGAGAUAGCACAUCAACUUCUCCAAAAAGGCACCUAUCACGUCCUCCUGGGUGCUCGCAACACCAGCAAAGGUGCUACAGCCUUGCAAGACCUGCAAGCACGCAACCUUCCCGGCAGCGCCGAGCUGAUGCACCUCGACGUGCAGAGCGACGAGCAUAUAAACCAAGCCGCUGCACACAUUCGAGAAAAGCAUGGUAAGCUCGACAUCCUCUUCAACAACGCUGCCGUCGCACUCCCAGAAGGCGCAACAGAGCGCGAAAGGAUGGCUGCAGCCUUCGACAUCAAUGCCACAGGUCCAUGGCUCCUCACAAAAGCACUCAUACCCCUUCUCAAGAAAAGCGAGAACCCCAGGAUCAUCAACAUAUCCUCUGGUGCUGGAAGUAUCGGUCGGCGACUCUUCCCCAAAAGCCCAAUGUACAAGAUUCAGGCCAUUCCGUAUCGUGCAAGCAAGGUGGCUUUCAACAUGCUAACCGCAUGUCUGUACGUUGAGUUUGGACUCGGCGUGAAGCAAACUUAUGCGAUGGAGCCGGAAUCAGGCGAGGAUGACGCUGGGGCUGUUGGUGAAACGGAUACGAAGGUGAAGGUUUUUUGCUACGAUCCUGGAUUCACAGCAUCUAACCUUGGGCCGUACAACAAGCAAGAGUUUGGUGCGCGAAGUGCUGAGAAGACGGUUGAAAGUGUCAUGGAACUUGUGGAGGGAAAGAGGGAUGCGGAGGUAGGCAAGUUUAUACAUAACUCUGGGGAGUAUCCGUGGUAG
Molecule: messenger RNA, 819 nt
Organism: Bipolaris victoriae FI3
Lineage: Eukaryota; Fungi; Ascomycota; Dothideomycetes; Pleosporales; Pleosporaceae
Exons: 1
Coding region: 1-819 (272 amino acids)
Source: RefSeq, a predicted model, not a curated record